Trypanosoma theileri is the source of this 4137-nucleotide messenger RNA. RefSeq lists its product as uncharacterized. The coding region runs from base 1 to 4137 and encodes 1378 amino acids. The record is from RefSeq and is a predicted model, not a curated record. The transcript has a single exon. Lineage: Eukaryota; Euglenozoa; Kinetoplastea; Trypanosomatida; Trypanosomatidae.
AUGGGUUGGCACUUAUCCCCUUCACGAACGGUGAUUGGUUGGUUUGAAGGCGCCCUUCACGUGUUGGAGGAUCGCUUUACCAUCCGCAAAAAUGCAGAUCUUAUCCGCAUGCGAACAGAGGAAGAAGUGGAUGUCUUUUGGCGUGUGGUGACGGUUAUUCUGUGGAUUAUGUGUUCACAGGUGCGUCGCUAUGAUAUUGUUCUGCGUGGUUGUUCUCCUAUUGUGGUAGAGACGAUAGUGCCGCUACUGCGAGUAAUACUGGUGACGCAUGAGGCAAUGAGAAGAGAAGAAAUAAUGUCUUUGUCUUGUCCACAUUGUAUAGCUCGAUUAAAUAAUAAUAAUAAUAUUAAUAUUAAUAAUACACCAGCUGUGAGAAAUAGUUUAUCGCAGCAAAAACGAAAAGGACGUGUGGGACCACGAACAGCAUUUGUAGUGGAACAAUUCGUAUGGUUUACUAUUAUUUUGGCCUCAUUAGAUCUUAGAAAUAUUCAUCGAUUAUCUGUGGCUUUAUUUGUAGUUAAUACCAUUCAUUGGGCUCGUUUUGGACUUGGUUCAGCAGCAUGUUUAUUAGGUUUUUAUCUACUUAUAACUUAUUUUUGGCUCCCGUCGUAUUCGUUGCGGGAUACAUUUUUGGCAUUGUCAGGUCAGCGUUCGUGGGUGUAUACACUAUAUUCAAGUUACAGUUUGGCAUUUUCUCUUACUCUCCUUAUAACGGAUACACAAUUUCUACAACGUGCUCGUCGUGAAAUUAUAUGGAGAGUUCUUAAUGUAGCUGAAAACGUUGAGAAAAACCUUUUGAAUACACCUUUAAGGAAUAUAUUAAUAUUACGGCGUUUAUUUUUGGAUUACUUUUACUUUCUGGGAUUUAAUUUUGGUAUGGCGUUAUGUAUGUGGUUCUCUACUAUGAUGUUUGAAUGGGCCUUUGAUACAUCUUGUAUGGGUCUUCUCAGCACCGUAAUGGUCGGUUACAUCAUUUUAGGAAAGGGAAAAGGUGAAGAUUUUCAGAAAGCACUACGUGAGAGUAUUGUUUGCUUUCUUGCUUAUCUUUUCGUUAUUGGAUUUGUAGGUUAUUUUAUACCUGCACAUUCUCUCUCUUUUACUGCAAAUUGUGUAUCCUCUGGGUUCUUUAUAUUGUAUAUCGCCUCCUAUUCUCCUCGGCGAAUACAUUCAACAGGACCAUUGGCACUUGUAUGGUUGUUUAUGGUUGCUGUAGAUGCCUCUUGGCAAGUUCAUCACACGGCGUUAAAUGUACAACACAUUGCAUGGUAUAAGAAACUUCUUUAUAUGAAUACCAUUGCGUUUGGAUGGCUUUUUCUGUUUGGUACAAUUCUUGACAUGUAUGAUUGGGGUUUUUCAUCAUCGGUAGCAUCAUCAACACCAGCGGUGACAGUGUCAGGAAUUACAACAAAAACAAUAAAGAAUGAACCGAAACAAAAGGAAAAGACUGUCCAUGCUUCUGUGCAGUUAAAUGGGGAAAAAUCAAAUGGAUCUAAUCAUAGUAUAACUGCAACUGUAGUAGCAGCGGUAACUACUAGGGUGAAUCCAGUGUUAAGGAAACUCUCUGGUAGUGAAGAAGCAGAACCUUCUGUGAUUGUACCAUCAUUAUCACCCUCAAUGGUGAUGAAAAGUACAAAUUCCUCAAGUGCCUUUGAGAAGGGAAUUACUGAAACCGAUAUGGAAGAAAGAGAAAAUGUUUUGGGAGAAUCUUCAUGUAUAUCACCACCAAGUCGAACGGAGAAGCAAAUGCUUUCUUCCUCUGAUGUUGAUACUGCUCUUGUAAUGGAUAAAAGUAAGAGUCUUGACGUGUCAGAAGUACAAAGUAAAACUACUGCUUUAAUGUCACAGGAGGAAGAGGAAGAGGAAGAGGAAGUCAAGGUCGAAGAAAAAGUGGAAAAAGAAGAGGAAGAAGAAGAGGAAAAGGAAAACGAAGAAGAAGAAGUGGUAGUGAAAACGACAGAGAAAGAGAUAGCACAGACGGUAGGUGAAAGUGAACACUCAUCCCAACAUCAUGCUUCAUCUGAAAAGAGCUCAUCUACACUUUCUGUAGCUAAAAACGAUUCUGGUGUGAUGUUACCAUCAUCCUCAUCAACAUCCUCAUCAUCUAUGUGUAGACGAGAAGAAGUGGAUUCCGAACAGAAAGAAAUAACGGCGCCCUUUUCAGUGGUGGGGGAUACAUCUCAUACAGCCCCGUCAUCACGGUCUAUUCCUCUCUCAGCAUCACCGCAGCAAACAAGCAGUAAUGCAAGUAGUACAGAGCGAAAAAGAAAAAGUGGUGAGGGGAAGAAUAAGAAGAUAUUGCAGAGCACUUCGGUCGUGCAGGAGUCUUCCAGGAAGGAAAGUAAAAGCAAGAAUAUUAUAUCUACACCAAUAACACCUGCUAUUUCUACUAAUACUACUACUACUGCUGCUAAUACUACUACUGCUACUGCUCCAAAGGCCCAACCAAGUGUGAAAAGUGUUUCAGGAAAUACCACAAAAGUAUUGAGUAUUCCACUUCCAAGAGGUAUGAGAGCAAAAGCAGCAACUUUAACUUCUGAAUCAGGAGCAGCAACAGCAGCAGCAGCAACGGUAGUAGCGGUCUCCUCCACAGAGGCAACACCUGCAGCCACCGUAACAACAAAACCCUCCGUACCAUUAUCCUCAACAGAAGCAAACGUUAAGAUUUUAACACCCGCACCCCAAUCAGCACAACGUUCAGUUCCUGAUGGCAUGGAGAGUAGGAGCACUGAAAAUAAUGUUAAAGUAAAUGUUUCGAAACAGGUUGUCUCCCCAACUCCACCUACAUCUAUUUCUACUCAGUCAUUAACACCGGAGUCCAUUGGUCAAAAAAUAAUGUAUACGGAAUUAACAGAGGCAAAGCGAAAAUCAACAGAGAAAAAUACUGUACGUGUGGAUAAAAGGGGUAAUGCUAAAUCUUCAGCUGCGACAUCCUCAAAUUCAUUCAAUACUGCAGAGAUAAAGAGAAACACCGUGGAAGCAUCAGGAACAGGAACUGUAAUGGGUGGAACAAUGACAUCUCGUUUUGAAUUUUCGCGAACUGUUGAGAAGGGUAAGCAAUCGGGACAAGAUGGACGUGAAGCCCCAUCACUCACGAUUCCACAACCUCGUUCAACGCGUGUGAAUGGGCCGACAACCACCUCAACUGCAGCUGCAGCAACUUUCUCUACACAUAUAUCACCGGCAACAACAGCCCCAACAACAACAACAACAUCCCCAAGGAUGACUGGCCUCACCACCAGCGCUAUAGCCGCACUAACUGCUGCACCAAUCAAUGCAGAGAGUGAUGAUUUGUUGCCGUGGGGCACAAUGCUACCAAAGAGGAAUGAUAACAGUAAAGAUGUAUUCGCAUCUCUACAAGACGACUACGCAGGGGAAAUGUCAUCGCACGGUGACGACGACGCGGUGCUCGAUCUCGCACGGCCGCAUCUCGGCGCUCUCGUCGACGGCGCCGCGACUCCACCGCCCGAACCAUCGCGGGCUAUUCCACCAUCCGCCCGUCACGCACUUGAGAGCUUCGCGCGGUCUUGGAUGCAACAGGCAGAUGGUGGCAGCAGCGAAGAAGAAACAAAUGAUGUUCCCGGCACAACAGCAGCAGCCGCGGCCGCAGCAACAGCAGCAGCACUGGCAGUGAAAACAGGACAACAACAUCAACAACAGCAACAUCAUCAGAUAUUAGAGGAUAUGGCAUCACGCGCCUACUCAUCGCAUCGCAUGAGCGGUGGAACGCCUAUGGGACAAACAACUCCAAUGCAAAUGCCGUAUGUGCCUGUCAUGUUUGCAUCUCCAGAAGAACGUGAACGCAUUAACACCGGUGUGUAUCCAUCACUUGGUCCGAAUUCACCACAACACAUGGCAGCCUAUCCUCAGGCACAGGUGCAGCAGCAGGUUCCUAUGGUGCUCAUGCCAACAGGUGAUGGACGAAUGACUCUGUAUCCCAUGGUCACCUCUUUUCACACCCCAGCGCAUGUCAUGGUGCCAGCGCCGCAUCUAAAACCAAGUGCAAUUCAACAACAACAACAACAGCAGCAACAGCAACAACAACAACAACAACAGGGCAUUGUAUACCCUCAAGUUUCUAUUCCUACUCAACAAGUUUACUCUGGAAACUGGACGAACAUGCAUCAACCCUUGAAUUAA